Messenger RNA from Gopherus evgoodei (Goodes thornscrub tortoise), 1061 nucleotides. Its product is annotated as pyrin-like. The transcript is spliced from 4 exons. The coding region runs from base 432 to 854 and encodes 140 amino acids. Gene Ontology annotation, cellular component: cytoplasm. NCBI's taxonomy places the organism in Eukaryota, Metazoa, Chordata, Testudines, Testudinidae. The record is from RefSeq and is a predicted model, not a curated record.
UCUGGGGGGAGGGAUGUGUUUGUGUGUAACUGUGUCUGUGCAUGGUGUGUGUCUCUGUUUGUAUGCAUCAUUCUUGCCACUUUUACUGCCAUUUCCCCCCCUGAAGCCAACUCCACUUUACUUCCCAGCCAGGGCACAGAUGCCCUUUGCCCUCCCAAUCCCCAUGCCCAUGAGUGUUUGAAUAACACAAGACAACAGGAGUGAAUUUGAGGCUGAGCACCCAUAGCGGCAAAACCCUCAACCCCACAAAAAGGCCACAAAAAUCGUGAUCCAGAUCAAAACUGCUAAUCUUCCAACUAAGCCCAGCCCAGUGUCACAGAAGAGAAGAGGGUGAGACUUGGCUGGAUGCAGGGUGGAAGUUGUGAAAGUUUGUUUCACUUUCCUUCUCGGGACACUGCUCCCUGCCCGUUGUCUCAGGGCAAAAAGUUAGCAUGGCAAAGACCCUGAGAGACCAUCUGUUCGACACCAUUAGAGAGCUGGGCGAGUCGGACAUGAAGGCGUUUAAAGACAAGCUGAACAAUUUCCAGCCCAAGCCAGGUUAUAACCAUAUCAAAUGGGGAGAGCUGGAAAAAGCAGACGCUGUAGCAAUCACUCGCCUGCUAGUCAACUACUACAAGGAGGAUUAUGCGGUGGAAGUGGCCAGGAAGAUGCUGGAGGACAUGGACAAGAAGAACCUGGCACAUAACCUCUUCCAGGCCACAGGGAAGGCUCCAGGUGGCACCCAGCAGACCCCAGCACCAACCAGCAGCACCCGGACCAGAGUCAUAGCAGGUGUAGCCGCCCCCAUGCUCAUGGAAUAUAGGCCAGGUUCGUCCAGGGCUGGAGACUCAGGAGACAAGAUAGUCCUACGAUAACAUUGAGUUCUGCGCCGAAGGCUUCGCAGCUGACGUGGCGCAGUGAAAGAGAUGGUUAACACUGGAAUGAAGACCGUGCCCUGCUGCUCUACCAGCUCCCGAUGGCCAAGGAAACCCGGAGCCUUUUCAGAGUCAUACCAACUGGCCAGGAUAUUGCAUUCCAUAUUUUUGGUCAAUAAAACAAUUGCCUCUCUUUAAUACAGAGAA